AUGAUUGAUAUUGGCAUCAAUCUGACCGAUGGUAUGUAUCAAGGCAUUUAUCAUGGCCAUAAAAGACAUGUGGCUGACAUAGAAGCGGUUCUCUCACGUGCAGUUACUGUUGGUGUGCGCUGCCUUCUUAUAACUGCCGGUUCUUUAGAAGAAAGUCGUCAGGCGAUUGCACUUUGCAAGAAGUAUAACUCUAACGAUCUUCAGUGUUUUUGUACUGUAGGUUGUCAUCCGACGAGGUGCGGUGAGUUUGUGCAGGAUCCAGAGCGAUACUAUAAUGACCUACGUGUAUUGGUAGCGGAGCACACGGUGAAAAAAGAUGGUGGAUGUGUUGCGGCUGUUGGUGAGAUUGGUUUGGACUAUGAUCGUCUUUUCUUUUGCGACAAGGAAGUGCAGUUGCCAUACUUUAUUAAACAGUUGGAGCUGGCGGAGGAGUUUGAACUUCCCCUCUUUCUUCAUGAUCGUAACACUGGAGAUGACUUUUACAAUAUCCUUAAGCAAUACCGUCAUAAAUUUAAUGGUGGAGUUGUUCACAGCUUUACUGGGUCAAAAAAAGAAUUGGAAAUGCUUUUAGAAUUGGGUCUUUACAUUGGAGUAAACGGAUGUAGUCUAAAAUCAGCUGAUAAUAUUGAUGUUGUGAAGUCCAUUUCGCUAGAUAGAAUCAUGAUCGAAACAGAUGGGCCGUGGUGUGAGAUGCGCAACACACACGCUUCACAUGAAGUGUUGAUGGGCGCAGCGAAAUGUGGUGGAGUAUCUGAGGCAUUACUCGCAUCAUUUCCUACUUGUCGCAAAGAGAAAUUUGUUGAAGGGUCCUUGGUUAAGUCUCGCUGUGAGCCUUGCCACAUUGUACGAGUUCUUGAAGUUAUCUACGAACUCCACCGUGAGAAGGUGCCAUCGAUAGAAGCUCUGGCUGUGAGUAUUUAUGAAAAUACACGAAAGCUAUUUCCUUUUCGACCACACAACGCGUGUCAAUAA
This is a messenger RNA of Trypanosoma theileri, 972 nucleotides long. Its product is annotated as tatD related deoxyribonuclease. Gene Ontology annotation, molecular function: 3'-5'-DNA exonuclease activity. Gene Ontology annotation, cellular component: cytosol. The record is from RefSeq and is a predicted model, not a curated record. Bases 1 to 972 code for a protein of 323 amino acids. The transcript has a single exon. NCBI's taxonomy places the organism in Eukaryota, Euglenozoa, Kinetoplastea, Trypanosomatida, Trypanosomatidae.